Molecule: messenger RNA, 1008 nt
Organism: Aspergillus udagawae
Lineage: Eukaryota; Fungi; Ascomycota; Eurotiomycetes; Eurotiales; Aspergillaceae
Product: deoxyhypusine monooxygenase
Exons: 2
Coding region: 1-1008 (335 amino acids)
Biological process (GO): peptidyl-hypusine biosynthetic process
Molecular function (GO): deoxyhypusine monooxygenase activity
Source: RefSeq, a predicted model, not a curated record
AUGGCCCCUUCUGCAACCGAUACUCUAGAGGGCGUGGAUCCCACCAUCCUCACUCUUCGCAAAGUCCUCACUUCCGAAUCGGAGCCGCUCGCUCGCCGAUUCCGUGCCUUGUUCUCCUUGAAGCACCUUGCGUGCCUGCAGCCGCCUACUGAGAAGACACUGCCCGCAAUUCAGGCUAUUGCUGCUGCCUUUACUUCACCAUCCGCCUUGCUGAAACAUGAACUUGCAUAUUGCUUGGGCCAGACCCGCAAUCCAGAGUCUGUGCCGUUCCUACAGCAAGUCGCGAAGGACACGGAGCAAGAUACGAUGUGCCGUCAUGAAGCCGCAGAGGCUCUGGGCGCCUUGGGUUACGAAGACAGCUUGGAGAUCUUGAAGGCUCUUAGAGACAAUCAGAAUGAGUCCGAUGUUAUCAGAGAGACCUGCGAUAUUGCAGUGGACAGGAUUCUGUGGGAAAAUUCAGAGGCAAGGAAAGCUGAGAAAUUAAAGACAAGUGACUUUACCUCGAUCGACCCCGCUCCACCACUACCCAUGGCGGCCAGUGAACCUUCCAUUCCCGAAAUAGAGAAGACUCUACUCGACACAAGUCUACCAUUGUUUCAGAGAUACCGUGCGAUGUUCGCCUUGCGCGACCUUGCUUCUCCUCCCGAUCUUCCCACAGCGACUCGCGCUGUUGAGGCGCUGGCCAAGGGCCUCAAAGAUCCGUCUGCACUUUUCCGUCAUGAGAUUGCGUUUGUCUUUGGACAACUUUGCCACCCUGCGUCAAUUCCAAGCCUUACUGAAGCGCUUAGCAACCAAAGCGAGGCCGGUAUGGUGCGACACGAAGCGGCCGAGGCGUUGGGAAGCUUGGGCGACUGUGAGGGUGUCGAGGAGACGCUAAGAAAAUUCUUGAACGACCCGGAGCAGGUGGUAAGAGACAGUGUCAUUGUGGCUCUCGAUAUGGCGGAGUAUGAAAAGAAUGGUGAAGUUGAAUAUGCUUUGGUGCCUGAUGCUGGCGUUGCUGCUGCUUGA